AUGGCGGAUGUUUUUUUAACCUUGGUCUCAGCUUCUAGAAUCGUGUUUUCCCUCCUUUUCCUGGUCGUCAUUGCUUCAGUUCUCCUUUCCAUUCCCAUUGAAAAGUCGGUGAAGGGUUUUCUGUUCUGGGUUAAGGAAGAUCUUGGUCAAUGGGGUCCAUUUGUGCUGGCCAUAUCAUACAUUCCUUUUGCAAUCCUUGCUGUUCCCGCUUCGGUUCUUACCCUCGGGGGAGGUUAUCUGUUUGGGCUGCCAGUGGGAUUUCUUGCUGAUUCAAUCGGUGCUGCUGUAGAGGCUACUGCUGCAUUCAUUCUUGGCCGAACAGUCCUAUAUUCGAUAUCUAAACUAAGGAAUUAUCCAAAGUUCCAGGCUGUUGCUAGGGCAAUUGAGACAUCUGGUUUUAAGAUUGUUUUUCUGCGCCGGCUUGUUUCUUUAGUACCGUUCAGCUUGUUGAAUUACUUCCUUUUUAUGACUCCUGUUCAUCUCAGGGUGUACAUGUUGGCAUCUUGGUUAGGAAUGAUGCCUUCCAUAUUUGCCCUGGCAUACGUCGGAACUACAGUAAAGGACCUUUCAGAUGUCACACAUGAAUGGAAUGAUACUUCUACAAUUCGGCAGGCAAGUAUUUUGCCCUGUUUAUCAAUUGCGCUAAUUUGGCUUACUAAAGUCGCCAUGGCUACUUUGGAAAAAGCACUGGCUGCCACUAAUGCUAAAAUGGAGAGAGCCUUUGUUCCGUCUAUGCUCGCAAUGGUUCCGGAUUCUCAUUAUCCCAUUGAUGUGCCUCUUAAUUACGAUAGACUCGUCGGGGAAAACAACCUGGGAUGA
Messenger RNA from Hibiscus syriacus, 819 nucleotides. Its product is annotated as TVP38/TMEM64 family membrane protein slr0305-like. The record is from RefSeq and is a predicted model, not a curated record. Bases 1 to 819 code for a protein of 272 amino acids. Gene Ontology annotation, cellular component: membrane. The transcript has 8 exons. NCBI's taxonomy places the organism in Eukaryota, Viridiplantae, Streptophyta, Magnoliopsida, Malvales, Malvaceae.